AUGGAUCGAAAGCUACGUCAGAACAAGCCUCGCUUGUUGCUGAUGGGCCAGCGACGGAGUGGCAAGUCGUCCAUCACCAGUGUAGUUUUCCACAAGAUGCCUCCAUCAGAGACCCUCUUCCUCGAGUCCACUACACGUAUUCAGAAAGACUCGAUGCACUCCUUCAUGGAUUUCCAGGUUUGGGACUUCCCUGGCCAACUGGACUAUUUCGACCCGACAGGCUUCGAUGCUGCCGAGAUCUUCUCUGAGAUUGGCGCUCUUGUCUGGGUUAUCGACGCACAAGAUGACUACACCGAGUCGUUGAACCGCCUUACCUAUUUCAUCGUCAAUAUUCAAAACAAUUACCCACACAUCAAUGUCGAGGUCUUUGUCCACAAAAUUGAUAGUCUCAAUGAGGAACUCCGAGCCGACGUGUUUCAAGAUAUUGUCCAGCGAGUUGGCGAUGAGCUCAGUGAUGAAGGAUACAUCAACCCCAAUGUCAGCUACCACUUGACCUCAAUUUAUGACUACUCCAUCUUCGAGGCCUUCAGCAAGGUCAUUCAGAAAUUGAUCCCGCAACUCAACACCUUGGAGAAUUUGUUGAACAUCUUGGUCAACAGCUGUGGCAUGUCCAAAGCCUACUUGUUCGAUAUUCUCAGCAAGAUCUACGUCGCCAGUGAUACCAGGCCAAUCGACAUGGAGGUGUAUGAGAUGUGCUCUGACUAUAUUGAUGUCAUUGUGGAUGUCACCGAUAUCUUCGGAUAUGAUCGCAAAGAAGGCGCGAUGGCGAGAGAACAGAUGCAAGAGGCAGAGUCGUCUGUCAUCAUUCACGAUGGUACCAUGAUCUACCUCAAGGAGAUGAAUCGGUACCUUUGUCUCGUGACCGUUAUUAAGAAUAACCGGGCCAAGGACAAGAAAGGAUUGAUUGACUACAACUGCCACGUCUUCCAAGAUGCAUUGAAGGAAGUUUUUGCUCGGGGAUGGGAAAGAAAGAAGAGAGAUGAGAAUGGCGAGACCACAGAAAGGAGAAUUGGUAGGAUAAUGGCAGAGGCUACUGACGCUGAAACUACCGAAGAGUAUUGA
Molecule: messenger RNA, 1062 nt
Organism: Rhinocladiella mackenziei CBS 650.93
Lineage: Eukaryota; Fungi; Ascomycota; Eurotiomycetes; Chaetothyriales; Herpotrichiellaceae
Exons: 3
Coding region: 1-1062 (353 amino acids)
Biological process (GO): cellular response to starvation; positive regulation of TOR signaling; cellular response to amino acid stimulus
Cellular component (GO): nucleus; fungal-type vacuole membrane; Gtr1-Gtr2 GTPase complex
Molecular function (GO): GTPase activity; GTP binding
Source: RefSeq, a predicted model, not a curated record